AUGAGCAGCGACUCAAAGAAUGAUAAGUGGAUCCAAAUCCCUGAUACAAAAACACCUUGCGUGAUUGAUCUUGGAAAAUAUGCUGUGGAUGACUACAACAAAGCACACAAAGAUAACCUUGUAUUCAAAAAGGUUAUAAUCGGAUGGUAUUUGGAGAUAGAUUAUGAUAAAACAAAGCUUCGUCUUAUUAUUGAAGUAGUAAACAGUAAGGGAGAAGUAAUAAUAUACGAAGUAGUGAUUGUGGUAGAUGAUAAAGAUGGAAAAAAAGUGAAGACACCCAUUUCAUUUAUUCCUGGGUAUAUAGAUGAGGUGGAUCCAUGGUUAUUUUGGUUUAGAAUUAUUGAUAUUAACGACCCUCAUGUGCAACAGAUCGCCAAGUUUGCAGUGGAAAAGCAUAACCAGGAUAAUAAUGACAGUCUUGUUUACAUUUCCACAAUUGUAUGCUGGUAUCGUUUGUUGAGUCCAAUUUUAAAACAAUAUAAAGUUUAUCUUAAGGCCAAGGAUUGCUUGGGACGUGUGCGGGAUUACGAAGCUUUGGUUGAAGAAGAGAAGAAACUGCCUAAUGCGAUUCUGAAACUUAUAUAUUUCAAAGUUAUACCAAAGAAAUGUUGA
Molecule: messenger RNA, 612 nt
Organism: Cucumis sativus (cucumber)
Lineage: Eukaryota; Viridiplantae; Streptophyta; Magnoliopsida; Cucurbitales; Cucurbitaceae
Product: multicystatin
Exons: 1
Coding region: 1-612 (203 amino acids)
Molecular function (GO): cysteine-type endopeptidase inhibitor activity
Source: RefSeq, a predicted model, not a curated record